Molecule: messenger RNA, 2899 nt
Organism: Xyrauchen texanus (razorback sucker)
Lineage: Eukaryota; Metazoa; Chordata; Actinopteri; Cypriniformes; Catostomidae
Gene: ccdc191
Product: coiled-coil domain containing 191
Exons: 16
Coding region: 131-2887 (918 amino acids)
Molecular function (GO): phosphatase binding
Source: RefSeq, a predicted model, not a curated record
CACGGUAGUUCACGAGCUGUUUUUAGAAGAGAAAUCUUAGAUUUGUAUUACCCAUAUUGUAAUGGUGCUAUUUUAUAAAAAUAAAAUGCAAACAUGUAAAAGUAUCUUUUAGCUAAUAUUACCCAAACGCAUGUCCAUACUAGCGAUCAUGGCAUUUCCCAUUCACAGACCUGAUGUUUUUCGUUGGAAAAAAAGUACCAAGACUAAAACAGCAGGCAGCCGUAAGGUGCAGCUGAAUGAGAAUGAUAUAAAACAGUGGGUAAAGAGGGUGGAGAUUGCUUCAGAGUUUGCUGUAGCUGAGGUGUUUUCCAUGAAGAAACCGCAUAGUGAUAAACACAGUAUGACGCUGCAGAGCAUAGAGCAGCUACAGGAUCAUGAUGAUGCGUACAGUGAAGCUCAGUCCAUUCUAAGCGAGUGGAUGAACCAGAAGUUACGCCUGGAGCUUGAAAUGGAUGAGGAUGAGGAUGAAGAGGAAAUUGAUUCCAGAAAAGUUGACAAUUCAGAAUCCACACAAUUUGUUAAGAUUACACAACCCAGCUAUAAUAACUUUGAUGACAUGUACUCUCACCUAGUGAAGGAAGAAGAUGAAUCUGUAGUACACAAUUUCCUCCAGGACCUGAUGGAAACAGAGGUGUUAGACUUGGGGAUAGUGGAGGACCUCAAAGUGGACUCGGACAAAAAUAGGAAGAAAUGGAGGGACCCCAGUAUUACCAUGGAGAUGCGUCAUAAGCAGGUAAAGGAGAACCGCUCAUGUAGAGAUGCGGAGAGAGACAAACUGCGCAAAGAGAAGGAAGUGCUAAGGGAGGCGCGAGAGGAGGCGUGGCGACUGGAACUAGAGAAGCAGCGAAAGAAGAGACAGGAGGCUCAUAGACAGGAAGAGAUAAUACAGCUGGAGAUGAUUCGCUUGCGCAAAGAGAUGGAGGAGAAGAGGAAUGUGGAGCAGCUUGCACGAAACAUGGAAAGGGACCGGCUUCAGAAACACAGCUCUGUCAUUCCAAAAACUCAUAAUUCCAUUACACUGAAGAAACAGGACAAAGACCUUCAACUCAGGCUGAAGAAGCUGGAAGCCAAAGUUCAUCUUCACAAUUUGCAGCGCAUGCACAGACAUUUUUCCGGCUGGUACUCAGUGAUAUUGGAGAGAAGGGUACGCAUGGGCAAAGCAGCAGCACUGUGUGAUUGGAGGAGGCAGCUGAGUGCGUGGCGGGCAUGGCGGGCUCUAGUAUGGACCACGAGAGAGGAGAGAGAAGCUGAGAAAACUGAAAAGGAGCUGAGACAGGAACACAGACGCUGUCAGCAGGCAGUGGAGAGUGACCGCAGGAGGCUUUUGAGGCGUUGCCUUAGUGAUUGGCGUGUGUGGUGCCGGAUGGAACGUGAACGCAAGGAGCUUCUCAAACAACAAAAUGAAACUAGGCGUAAAAUGAUGGCUCUAAUCAAUGCAGCAGCCUCUGGGAAACUAGGGACAGAGAAUUCAGUACCUCCACCAAUAACCAACCCACCUGAAACAGUCAUUCAUUCAGAAAGCAUCAACCACCAGGACAUGCCAGCAAGUCUAGAAAUCUGUUCACUUGUAGAACCAGACACUUUGAAUGACAACACUUGCCGCCGAUCAGAGGCCCCGCCCACUCAGGCUUGGCAGGUGACGCGUCGUCAUGCCGCUCUUUCAUCUGCAGAGCAUCGACAGGCCUGCCAUGGGCUACAACAACUCACCACCACCACCCGAAAUCGAUGUGUAGAUCUGAAUGGUGGACAAUUCAAACACCGUCAUGCGGCCCUGCAGCAAACUGUAGCUGAGCAGAGGCGUCUUCUCAAAGAGCAACAGGAACAGAUUUCGCAUCUGCAAGAGAGACAGAACAUGCUGGAGCUGAAACACGAGGUGGAGAAAACAACACUAUUAGUAGCAGGGCCUAUUGGAGCUGUAGCCACACAUUGCACACCCAUAGCAAACACUGAAUCAGACAGAGGACGAGGAUGUGCAGAAAAAUCAAGACCAAAAAGUGCCUCGAGGGAAAGCGCCACCAGCCACACCGCCCACAAAGCAGCUUCGGGUCUCGCAGCACUCUGCCAUCCGACAGUACAAGCCAUGGAGGAACGUGCACGGCAGCGUUCCGAGCGCAGGAGAGAGAUGGAGGUGCUGAGGAGACAGAGGCAAGAGGAGAAACUGGCUCAAAUGAAGGCAUCAGAGGAGGAAAGACUCAGGGUGGAGGAAGAGGAGAAACAAAAGGAGGCAGAGAGGAAGAGGGAGGAGAAGAGGCAACAGAGGAAAAGAGAGCUUGAGAAGCAGAAGAGAGCAGAGAAGGAAAAGGAACUGAUGGAGCUGGCGGCCCAGCACUACCUCAGAACCCUGGUACUACACAAAGGCCUGACACCAUGGAAACGUCUACUGGAGCAAAUCCGUGUCAACAGACAGAGAGCAGUGGAUCAUUACACACUGGCACUUCAGAGAAGCUGCUUCUGCUCUUGGCUCCAGGAUGUGAAGGAAGCCCAUGCAAAGAGAGAAGCCACCGCCAACCAGCUGUAUCAGCGGAUCUUGCUUCAGAGGGCUUUGUGUAGCUGGAAAAGGAUAAAAGAUAUGCGCUUUAUACUGGAGGAACAAGCCGAACGGUUCUACAGAACUCGGAUCCAGAAGAAGGUGUUCUUAGUAUUGUUAGAUCAUGCGACGGAGGAGCGACUGAUAGCCUGGGACAACAAGCAACGGGCAGAGGAACACAACGGCAGGAGAGCUCUCAAAAAGUGUUUUGCAGGAUGGAGGCUUCUUCCGGUUUUCUUACAGGAAGAAAAAGAAAGAGAGGCACGUAGAGAGCAGCUCAGACGGAAAGUGGCAGAAAUACUACCUGACUUCCGCAGCUCCCCUGUUGACUCCAUAUGGAGAUCAAUAAAUCCUCUUUAAUCAUCACACACU